AUGCACAAUCCUAACAUAAUGAUUUCGUAUAAAGAUGGACGGCACACUAUGUUAGACAAGCAUUACUCAGGUAUGUGCCCGUUUGACUUUGAUGUUCGAAGUGGAGUACUCCCUCACGCGUAUUUUCCCAACGGAGAUCUCGAACAUGUAUCUGAGGUACAUAUCGACAAUGCGGAACAGUGGCACGUGCAGCUCACUGAAAAUCCAUGGAAUAAGGAUCAUCUGUUGCACACGCUGACUCAUGAGAUCGGCCAUGCGAUAGGAAUAGAGCACAGUCCGCACAACGAUUCGGUAAUGUACGCGUUUGUGCCUGUUAAACAGUGGCCUGUUACGCUCAGCCUGGAUGAUGUUCUGGCUGUGCAAAACCAUUAUGGACCUAACCCGGAUGCACCUGAACUACCACCAGUCUCUACAUUUGCCUCUCCGACGAUCGCGCCGACUACGACGACAACAACGACGCCGUAG
This is a messenger RNA of Pseudomyrmex gracilis, 465 nucleotides long. RefSeq names its product stromelysin-1-like. Lineage: Eukaryota; Metazoa; Arthropoda; Insecta; Hymenoptera; Formicidae. Gene Ontology annotation, molecular function: zinc ion binding; metalloendopeptidase activity. Bases 1 to 465 code for a protein of 154 amino acids. Gene Ontology annotation, cellular component: extracellular matrix. Gene Ontology annotation, biological process: proteolysis. The record is from RefSeq and is a predicted model, not a curated record. The transcript has a single exon.